AUUCUCUUGAACAUUGUAUAUACCUCUUUUUUUAGAAACCUUUUUCCAAGAAGUGCAUGAAUUCGUCGCUUGUAAAGAUGACUUUGUUUGCCAAAGUAUUAAUAUUAAUACCGUUUGUAAUUGCGUGUUUGCCAGAAAUCACCGAAUCGGCUGACCCAGAGGUUUCCAGAAACGGUGAGCUUGGAUCCAUUGCAAGUAAGGUUGUGACAAACUCGAGCAACGCUUCGACUGCUUGCCAUUUUCACAUUUUAGAAUCAUCACUUGAAAGUGUCUUAAAAUUAAUGCACAACAGCAAAACGAAUGCAAUAAAACUAAAUGUCUGGAUUGAAUUGUUCAAUGAUAAUAUGACUCUCAUGAAUAAAACUCUACUCCCAACAUACGUGCAAUGGGCAAACGAAAUAGGUCGUACAUUAUACUCGUUAAUAUUUGAAACAAGAGACCUACAAUCACUGAUUAGAUUUCUGCCAAACGUUACAUUGACUGCUGGGUUUCGUGAUGUAAACAUUGUUGUCUCUGAAGAAAACGGAAAGUGUUUGUUGGCGGUUCAUAAUAUAUUGGAUUAUGGCAUUUUUGAUCUCCUUCUGCGUCAGCUUUAUCAUGUCAGUGAUGAUGACACUGAUUAUCAGUUGUGUAUCACCCACAACCUCGCAUUAAUUUGUUGUGCGAUAGUUGGAGAUAAAAAUAUACCAAUCUGCUCUUACUAUUCGUCAAAUAUGGCAAAUUUCUCUCUCACCAUUACAGUUGCAACUGUAUUUUUUUUUCUUUUUCUAGCGUUCCCUUUAAUACUAGACUAUUUAAGUCGGUCUAAGAAAAAAAGUGAACAUUAUUACGUGAUCUCCGAUAGUCCCAUGGCAAUUUCAUCCAUCUUUCGUACGAUAUUUAUUGAAGGGCAAGGUCCAGUAAAGUCUUUUGGAAGGAAACUGUUAUUUUUAAUUUUUGUACUUGUGAUAUGUUUACCCGUACAGAAUGUUGAUCCAACUGAAAUUACAGCGAUAUGCUGGUAUAUCAGCCUAGGUGUAUGGACAUUCAAUUUCAUGUUUAUGACUUCCGAUACAUACAGCUUUAACUAUGGUAAUUCAUUUCAACAACAUGAUUUCUCUCUGGAUAGCUCAUUGUUUUUCUUUAGAAAUUCAUUCGAGAUUAUUGCUUUGCCAUUUAAUUUUAAAUUAUGGUGGCGGAAAGUCAGUGAGGAAUGGCCAUGUUUCUAUGAUAACUUGAAGUUAAACUUAAAUAGAGAGUCAACUGAAAUGACAGAGCGUACUGGAUUAUUAGAGCAACAGGUACAACAGUAUGGAAACGAGUCUCAAGAUGGUGUUGAAUAUUCUCGACAACAUCACUCGGAAACAUGCAAAUGUUUUGAAAUAUGCAAAUACCGUAUGUCUAUUUUUGUUUUAAUCCUUUUAUAUCUUGGGAUUGCUUUCCCGUUUUCAUGUGUUUUUGCGUUAUUCUCAUUAUCCCUCUAUUUUUGGAAAUUUCAAAAACGCGACCAACAAAAUAAAUCAAAAAGGUCUUUUAUAUCAACUGCGAUAAGUUUUGUUUUGUGGCAUCUCUCUACUAUUGGGAUACUCAUGUAUUCUUCCAUGAUCUUCUUUCUUUGUACUUUUUUAUUUACCAUUGGUCUGUUUCUAAACGGAGAAACUUACAUUAAUUAUUUUUUGCCUCUUUCCACUAUCUUGUUUUAUUCGUGGACUAAUUGGAAGUCUUCUGUCGAGACAAAAUAUUUGGCACUAAAUGGAAACAUUUACGAAGUUUGCAAAGAAAGUAUACCUGUUCAACCUACUGCACUCCCUAAAUCUGGAGAGGAAAGUGAUGAAAGCGUUAACGAUGCUGAAACUAGCAACAAUCGCCCAAUUCAAGCAUCCAAAAAGUUUGUUAUAAAGUUAAACGAUGAUGGAGAACCAAUUAUUCCAAAAAUGCUGUAUAAUAUAAUCAGGGAAAAGUUCCUGCCGUACGAUCGAGUUCUGUUCUACUAUUAUAUGGGAAUAUUCUUUGUUGCAGUCUUCGCCUACUUUUUAUACACAAUGAUGUCAUUGUCCGAGAGAUCCGGUAUCACAAGCAGUGUUCAAAUAAUCGGUUCUAUGGCUGCCACUACAUUACCGAUUAUUUUCGACCUCGUUUGGAAAAAGAAUAGCGCCGAGGAAAAAGCGAUGAACACCAUUGCCUUGAAGUCGAAACUGAAACGUGUUUUGAAGGUUCACAGUUCAAACGAAACUAGUGGGGAAAUUGAAGUGGAGGCAAUUGGAUGCUUGAAUGGUCCUCUAGAAAGAAAUAACAUUAACUAAUUUUUAGUCUUAAAAUGCUUAAUUAACAGUACAUAAUUUGUGGUGGCGCAAGGAAUUUGGCCAGACGUCAGGGGCUAAAGUCCCCGACAGGGGGCUAAGAUUGUACGGGCAAAAAACCUUUCUCGUGAGGGGGGGAGGCACCCUUCCCCGAAGAUGUUUUUGGAUUUUGAGUCUGUGAAACGGUAUUUUUGAUCCACCAUUUUGAGGAUACCAUGCGCUAGAAUACAAUUGUUUUCAGCAGUCUGUUUAACAAUCUCUUCCCCGACAAAAUACUAUUUUUUCCUUGACAGGGGGGCUACCUUCCCCGAUAAGGGGCUGUACCCCCUCCCAUAGAGAUUAUAAAUAACACAAGAGGAGGCAUGGAGGAUAAAAUUUGGGAACGCAGCUAAUGGGGGGGCAAAUUUAGGUCCCGGAUAUAAAAUCAUGCUCUCAUUGGUUAAAUUGAAACUCUUCGCCAAUGGGAACAUGAGUACACAUCCGGGACUUGAAUUCCCCCCCCCCCCCAAUAGCCGUAUUCGGGGUUUUCCUGAUGUCAAGAUUGCGACGCCUCUAGUGUUAUUUAUAAUCUCUGUGCUCCUCCCCCCUCUGGCGUCACCCUUGAUAUAAUUGUUUUUGAUACUAAGAAUAAAUUCAAUUUAUAAAAUUAUAUAUAAAUAUAUAAAUGAUUAUUUAGAAUUUAGUACAUACAAGUGAUAUGUGUUUGUUUUGAAAUAGAAUAUAGUGUUUGUUUUGAAAUAGAAUAACUGCGUAAGAGUUUAAAAGUAAAUUGCAUGUUUUAAUGAUUCAGUAGACUUUAGGGUUUGGCAUGAUUGUAUUGCUAAUUGAACAUAUCUUGAAAAUUGAUAAACAUGAAAACAACAUAAUUUUUGUGGAAUUGAUUAACAUUAAUAAAAGUACAUAUUGUUUGUUUCUUUUUUUGUCUCAGAGUUUUCUAAUUUGUGCUCGAAGC
Messenger RNA from Paramuricea clavata, 3231 nucleotides. The record is from the annotation of a GenBank genome assembly. NCBI's taxonomy places the organism in Eukaryota, Metazoa, Cnidaria, Anthozoa, Malacalcyonacea, Plexauridae.